Molecule: messenger RNA, 1311 nt
Organism: Echinops telfairi (small Madagascar hedgehog)
Lineage: Eukaryota; Metazoa; Chordata; Mammalia; Afrosoricida; Tenrecidae
Gene: KCTD4
Product: potassium channel tetramerization domain containing 4
Exons: 1
Coding region: 89-868 (259 amino acids)
Biological process (GO): protein homooligomerization
Molecular function (GO): protein binding
Source: RefSeq, a predicted model, not a curated record
GGCUGAAUAAAGGCGUGCUGUGUGGUGGUGUUUCUGUUUUAAAAAUCUCCAAGCCGGGAGGAGCCAGCUGCAACAGCGUCUUCAGAAAAUGGAGCGUAAAAUGAACCGGAGAGAAAGGGAAGAGGACUGUGAGGGGACCCACAACAGUACAGAAGAGGCUGACCAAGGAAAGAACCGCAAGUCCACCGUGCUGACCCUCAACGUUGGUGGGUAUUUAUACAUUACCCAAAAGCAAACCCUGACCAAGUACCCCGACACUGUCCUGGAAGGGAUAGCGAACGGGAAAAUCCCCUGCCCGUUUGACGCGGACGGUCAUUACUUCAUAGACAGAGAUGGGCUCCUCUUCAGGCAUGUCCUAAACUUCCUACGAAAUGGAGAACUUUUGCUGCCUGAAGGGUUUCGAGAAAAUCAACUUCUGGCACAAGAAGCUGAAUUCUUUCAGCUGAAAGGACUGGCAGAAGAAGUGAAAUCCAGGUGGGAAAAAGAACAGCUAACACCCAGAGAGACGACUUUCUUGGAAAUAACAGACAACCACGACCGCUCUCAAGGACUGAGAAUCUUCUGUAAUGCUCCUGAUUUCAUAUCAAAAAUAAAAUCUCGCAUUGUGUUGGUAUCCAAAAGCAGGCUGGAUGGAUUUCCAGAGGAGUUUUCAAUAUCAUCUAAUAUUAUUCAAUUUAAAUACUUCAUAAAGUCUGAAAAUGGCACUCGACUUGUACUAAAGGAAGACAACACCUUUGUCUGCACCUUGGAAACUCUUAAGUUUGAAGCUAUAAUGAUGGCUUUAAAGUGUGGUUUUAGACUGCUGACCAGCCUGGAUUGUUCCAAAGGGUCAAUUGUUCACAGCGAUGCACUUCAUUUUAUCAAGUAAUCACCUGCAUCUAGAACAAAGCAGCAAGCAUGCAGCCAGCAAGCUUCGGAUAACAGCAGCAUCAAAGGCAUCCCUAACAACAUGCCCAGCAGGCUCUGUACUACAGAGCCCUAGCCCGACUGCUAAUCAAUGACUGGGAGCUAACGGUAUGUAAAUCCUAUCGCUAAUCACGUCCUUCUAUGGGUGUUCCUGCUGAUGAGACUCUUACACCUAAAAUGAAAACACAGAGAUCGACAUAUUGUAAAUAAAGACUGAAUGCUUUCGCUACUUGUUUAUUUCUCCUCAAACUGUCUUUCCAUCAGAAUGUCUCGGGUACUUGCAGCAUCACGAUCAAGCAUGUACAUGUUAUCUUUCGUGCACUCAAGUAAAUGGUAAUAAAAUAUUUUAAGAGGCUGUGAGAUUUACAAUUCUUUCUAGUUAUGGCAAAUAUCAAAAGAAACUGA